Messenger RNA from Helianthus annuus (common sunflower), 969 nucleotides. RefSeq lists its product as uncharacterized. The record is from RefSeq and is a predicted model, not a curated record. Lineage: Eukaryota; Viridiplantae; Streptophyta; Magnoliopsida; Asterales; Asteraceae. The transcript has a single exon. Bases 1 to 969 code for a protein of 322 amino acids.
AUGGGUGACAACGAGGCCCUGGUUAGGAGAGUCGUCGCAGACUACGCCAGGCCGAACGCGGCCAAUGCUCGAUCCAGCAUUACCCGACCCGCUAUCGGAGUUAAUCGCUGGCAGAUUCCACCCCAGAUCAUCACGAUGGUUAAGAACACCAUCCAGUUCCAUGGAUUACCUUAUGAGGACCCGAAUGUCCAUAUUUCUCUCUUUUCAGCUAUCUGCGAUACGUUCCAGGAGCAAGGUGUCACCGAGGAUGCCUGCAAGCUGCGUCUAUUCCCAUUCUCACUUGCUGAUCGUGCUCAUGCUUGGUUGGAAUCCCUUCCUGCGGGAUCCAUCACUACCUGGGCUGGUAUGAAAGAAAAAUUCUUAGGCAAGUACUUUCCCCCUUCAAAAAUUGCUCGUCUGAGGAGCAUGAUUCAAGAGUUUCGCCAAAAGGAGGGAGAGUCUUUCUAUGAGACAUGGGAGCGAUUCAAGGAGUUGUUACUCAAGUGUCCUCAUCACGGAUUCGAGGAUUGGGCGUUAGUUGAGAAGUUCUAUUAUGGAGUGACGCCCGCUACGAGGAAUAUGCUGAACACCACUGCUGGUGGCGAUCUAAUGACUGCCAAGACACCUGAGGAGUGCAUGGAUAUGUUUGAGGAUAUAGCGAUGAGUAGCUACGAGUUCCCUGAGUCUAGAGAUUCAUCCGCUACACAUAGAGGAGUGCACAAGGUCAAUGAGGUCACCAGAAUGCAAGCACAGAUUGACGCUUUGCAAAAGCAGGUGGGUGAUAUAAAGGUACAGAAGGAGCAGCUAUGCGAGAUAUGCACUGGGAGGCAUGACACGACCGCGUGUCCUAUUGCUCCUACUGAGACACCAGAGCAGGUAGAGUUUGUGGGUAGUCGAAAUCAAGGAAAUUUCGGGGAGCGUUACAAUUCGAAUUGGAGGAACCACCCGAAUUUCAGUUGGAAGAACAACAACCCACCGGGGUUUCAGUAG